Molecule: messenger RNA, 4158 nt
Organism: Pongo pygmaeus (Bornean orangutan)
Lineage: Eukaryota; Metazoa; Chordata; Mammalia; Primates; Hominidae
Gene: KRT5
Product: keratin 5
Exons: 14
Coding region: 2019-3791 (590 amino acids)
Biological process (GO): keratinization; intermediate filament organization
Cellular component (GO): keratin filament
Molecular function (GO): structural constituent of skin epidermis
Source: RefSeq, a predicted model, not a curated record
AGCAGUUGCUUUACUUCUGGACAUUUGCCUUUCUACCUAGUCUGGUUUUCAGACUGGGGUCUGAAAGCCCUAGAGACACUGGGCUCUAUGAGGGAGGGGGUAGUGUGUCCAGCUCUGCAGAUCCAGAGUGGCCACUCCCCUCAGGGCCCUGUGAUCCUGAGAAUCUAGCUAGGACCAGAGCUGGGACCCAGAGCAUACCCAGUGUGAAGGGGACAAGAGACUCAUCCUGUAGACUUGGACUCAGAGACAAAAGCAGAUGGACAAGACUCUGGGACUCAGCAUAGGGCUGGAGGAUUCACAGAAAUAUAUCUCUGCGAGAGAGGUCAGGGCAGCCGGCUUACUGUCCUUUCUCUGAUGGGGUGAGCAGCAGGGCGGGCCCUGCCCUGUCUUCUGCUGACGAGGAAAGCAGCACCCAGAGGAGAAGCUGAGCAACAUGUCCCACCAAGCCUGGGAACUGCCUCUGUGGGGUGCCCAGCAGGAAAGCUCCCUGGUCUGGCAUUGAGGGAGGGGCUGCCCUGCCUGCUCACGGGAGGAUUCCCACGAAGCUCGGACAGAAGAGUGCUGCUGCUUCUCCCAUGGAGCACCCACACGCUCCCUGUUCCCGUGGAGCACCACACACUCACCAUUGGUCCCUGGCACAUGGAUCUGAGCUUGGCACACUCUAGCAAUCCUCAGACUAGCCAGAACGCAUUCCUGCUCUGCCAAGUCCUCUUUCUUCACAACACAGCUGGGAGGAGAAUGAAUGGGGAGAAAAGAAUGUCCCAGUGUCUCAGGAGGGGUGGGGCUUCCCUGAGGGCAGUGAGGCCUGUACCUGGGACCUGUGAGUGUAUGUGGUGGUGGGGACAUACCCCAAUAUCGAUCUUCAAGUGGAGAGGGAGCAUCCCACUACGAGUCCUCAGACACUUUCUUCAGGCUUGGAUCUGUUCUGUUCUAUCAGGAGCCAAGAGUCCCCUGGUAUGUCUCAGGCCUCCAGGACACUCACAUCUGUUCUCCAAAAAGCAACCAAAUGUGAAAGUGGUGAGCUCAGCACAAUUCAUCUCUGAGGGUCUCAGAAAUGCUCCAGCCAGGGAGGCCACCCAAACCGUUUUGCUCAAGACCUGUAAGACUGGCUCCAGCCAUUGGUCUGUCUGCCGAGAUUGACCUGUCAGCUGCUUGCUCAUCGCAGCCCUCUGGUGAGAAGUCACUGUUUCAUCUGAUCCUCAGCACCAGGGAGUCAUUUUCCCACAGCCUUGGCUUCCUUGUGGCCAACCGCAGGUCCUGGAGGCUUUGGGCUACGGCAUAGAGAAAGCAGAGCAAGUCCCGCUGCUUGGAACAGGGUGGUUUGCCGUUAUAACAGGCCGUCAGACUCUCAACAUGUUCCUGAUGAGAUUAGAAGCUCCUGCAGCACAUAACCAAGAUAUAAGGCUACAGAUUGCCUUUCCCAGAGGGGAAAACCCUGCAGCAACCUGCUGCCUGGAAAAGUGUAAGAGCAGAUCACUGGGGAAUCGUUUGCCCCCCGCUGAUGGACAGCUUCCCCAAGCUGGAAGGGCAGGUGCUCAGCAUGUACCGUACUGGGAUGGUUGUCAAUACCCCUGGUCCUGUAAGAGUCCCCAGGACACUGGCCAUGCCAAUGCCCCCUCACUUCCUGGCAUCCUUUUUGGGCUGCUCACAGCCCCCAGCCUCUAUGGUGAAGAUAUACUUGCUAGCAGCGUCACUAACUUGCUGCCAAGAGAUCAGUGCUGCAAGGCAAGGUUAUUUCUAACUGAGCAGAGCCUGCCAGGAAGAAAGCGUUUGCACCCCACACCACUGUGCAGGUGUGACGGGUGAGCUCACAGCUGCCCCCCAGGCAUGCCCAGCCCACUUAAUCAUUCACAGCUCGACAGCUCUCUCGCCCAGCCCAGUUCUGGAGGGGAUAAAAAGGGGGCAUCACCGUUCCUGGGUAACAGAGCCACCUUCUGCGUCCUGCUGAGCUCUGUUCUCUCCAGCACCUCCCAACCCACUAGUGCCCGGUUCUCUUGCUCCACCAGGAACAAGCCACCAUGUCUCGCCAGUCAAGUGUGUCCUUCCGGAGUGGGGGCAGUCGUAGCUUCAGCACCGCCUCUGCCAUCACCCCGUCUGUCUCCCGCACCAGCUUCACCUCUGUGUCCCGGUCCGGGGGUGGCGGUGGUGGUGGCUUCGGCAGGGUCAGCCUUGGGGGUGCUUGUGGAGUGGGUGGCUAUGGCAGCCGGAGCCUCUACAAUCUGGGGGGCUCCAAGAGGAUAUCCAUCAGCACUAGCGGUGGCAGCUUCAGGAACCGCUUUGGUGCUGGUGCUGGAGGCAGCUAUGGCUUUGGAGGUGGUGCCGGUAGUGGAUUUGGUUUCGGCGGUGGAGCUGGUGGUGGUUUUGGGCUCGGUGGCGGAGCUGGCUUUGGAGGUGGCUUCGGUGGCCCUGGCUUUCCUGUCUGCCCUCCUGGAGGUAUCCAAGAGGUCACUGUCAACCAGAGUCUCCUGACUCCCCUCAACCUGCAAAUCGACCCCAGCAUCCAGAGGGUGAGGACCGAGGAGCGUGAGCAGAUCAAGACCCUCAACAAUAAGUUCGCCUCCUUCAUCGACAAGGUGCGGUUCCUGGAGCAGCAGAACAAGGUUCUGGACACCAAGUGGACCCUGCUGCAGGAGCAGGGCACCAAGACCGUGAGGCAGAACCUGGAGCCGUUGUUCGAGCAGUACAUCAACAACCUCAGGAGGCAGCUGGACAGCAUCGUGGGGGAACGGGGCCGCCUGGACUCGGAGCUGAGAAACAUGCAGGACCUGGUGGAAGACUUCAAGAACAAGUAUGAGGAUGAAAUCAACAAGCGUACCACUGCUGAGAAUGAGUUUGUGAUGCUGAAGAAGGAUGUAGAUGCUGCCUACAUGAACAAGGUGGAGCUGGAGGCCAAGGUUGAUGCACUGAUGGAUGAGAUUAACUUCAUGAAGAUGUUCUUUGAUGCGGAGCUGUCGCAGAUGCAGACGCAUGUCUCUGACACAUCAGUGGUCCUCUCCAUGGACAACAACCGCAACCUGGACCUGGAUAGCAUCAUCGCUGAGGUCAAGGCCCAGUAUGAGGAGAUCGCCAACCGCAGCCGGACGGAAGCCGAGUCCUGGUAUCAGACCAAGUAUGAGGAGCUGCAGCAGACAGCUGGCCGGCAUGGCGAUGACCUCCGCAACACCAAGCAUGAGAUCUCUGAGAUGAACCGGAUGAUCCAGAGGCUGAGAGCCGAGAUUGACAAUGUCAAGAAACAGUGCGCCAAUCUGCAGAACGCCAUUGCGGAUGCCGAGCAGCGUGGGGAGCUGGCCCUCAAGGAUGCCAGGAACAAGUUGGCCGAGCUGGAGGAGGCCCUGCAGAAGGCCAAGCAGGACAUGGCCCGGCUGCUGCGUGAGUACCAGGAGCUCAUGAACACCAAGCUGGCCCUGGACGUGGAGAUCGCCACUUACCGCAAGCUGCUGGAGGGCGAGGAAUGCAGACUCAGUGGAGAAGGAGUUGGACCAGUCAACAUCUCUGUUGUCACAAGCAGUGUCUCCUCUGGAUAUGGCGGAGGCAGUGGCUACGGCGGUGGCCUCGGUGGAGGUCUUGGCGGUGGCCUCGGUGGAGGUCUUGGCGGAGGUGGCAGCGGAAGCUACUACUCCAGCAGCAGUGGAGGUGUCGGCCUAGGUGGUGGGCUUAGUGCGGGGGGCUCUGGCUUCAGUGCAAGCAGCGGCCGAGGCCUGGGGGUGGGCUUUGGCAGUGGUGGGGGUAGCAGCUCCAGCGUCAAAUUUGUCUCCACCACCUCCUCCUCCCGGAAGAGCUUCAAGAGCUAAGAGCCUGCUGCAAAUCACUGCCUUCCAAGUGCAGCAACCCAGCCCAUGGAGACUGCCUCUUUUAGGCAGUUGCUCAAGCCAUGUUUUAUCCUUUUCUGGAGAGUAGUCUAGACCAAGCCAAUUGCAGAACCACAUUCUUUGGUUCCCAGGAGAGUCCAGUUCCCAGCCCCUGGUCUCCCGUGCCACAGUUCUAUAUUCUGCUUCAAAUCAGCCUUCAGGUUUCCCACAGCAUGGUCCCUGCUGACACGAGAACCCAAAGUUUUCCCAAAUCUAAAUCAUCAAAACAGAAUCCCCACCCCAAUCCCAAAUUUUGUUCUGGUUCUAACUACCUCCAGAAUGUGUUCAAUAAAAUGCUUUUAUAAUAUAA